Spodoptera exigua (beet armyworm) is the source of this 904-nucleotide messenger RNA. NCBI's taxonomy places the organism in Eukaryota, Metazoa, Arthropoda, Insecta, Lepidoptera, Noctuidae. The record is from the annotation of a GenBank genome assembly.
GGGUAUAUAUCUGCCGGCCGGCGUCCAUAAUACCAUCAGUGUCAGUUUGUUCACCAAGCCGGUAACACCACAGACUCGUAGAACCAGUUAAACAUGCCGAAAUACGUAUUCACCUACUUUAAUGGAAAGGGUUUGGGUGAGCCAUCGCGUCUGCUGCUGGCUUUCGGUGAUGAAGGAUUUGAAGACCAUCGAGUAGCCGAAAAAGACUGGCCGAAAUAUCAGCCAAAAACUCCAUUCGGGCAGAUGCCAAUGCUGGAGUUCGACGGCAAGACGUACGCUCAGAGUCUGUCCAUCGCUCGGUACCUUGGCAAGAAGUACGGUCUGGCUGGAGACUCCCUAGAGGAUGCCUUGGAGAUCGACCAGAACGUCGACCUCAUCAACGACCUUCGUUCAAAAGGUGCAAUUGCACACUAUGAAGAAGACGAGGCAGUGAAGAAGACAAAAUACGCUGAAUUCAACAAGAAUGACUUCCCUAACUUGUUGAAGAAUCUGAAUGAAAUCAUCACUAAGAACAACGGCCAUAUUGCCCUUGGAAAGCUGACUUGGGGAGAUUUUGUCUUCGCGGGUAUGUUUGACUACAUCAAGAACUUGUUGGUUGUACCUGAUCUGGAGAAGAAGUACCCAGCAUUCCAGAAGGUCGUGGACAACGUGUACUCCAUUCCCAAGGUCAAGGCCUACGCGGAUGCUGUGGGACCCACGGAAUUCUAAAUUCAGUACCAAAGAAAUUGCAUUUAUUUGAUGAAUAAAUUGUUGGUAUGAAUUUGCUUUUUUGCACUGUUUGAAAACAUUUUGUACCAAGACUGGACUUAUUGAGAAAAGAGACAGGGUCUUAUAUUUUGUACAUAAUAUAUUUAUAAGUAUUUAGCUCUUGUAUAUUUUAAAUAAAUAAGUAACCAAGAAUUUA